CCAUCACAGCAACAAGAAACAGGAUCCCUGCCUACCUGCUUGCCUGCCUCCCCUGCAAGGGAUGGUCAAGGGCAUGGAGGCGCCCGAGAACCCCAACUUCAGGCGAAUGGCCAUCCGGAGGAAAUCCAACCCCACUCUGCACAGCGCUGCUGCGGUUUUCUCGGGCGCCCCGACACCGCCUAUUCGGCCGCCAAACCUCCGGGAAACCUGCUCAAGCCCAGGUGGCAGCACAUGUCCAAAGAUCCUAACUCCACUCUGCUCAGCAAACAGCACAGCUAGGCUAUAUGAGCCAGGCAUUGGCUAUGAAGUGGCACAGGGGAUAAAUGGAAACUUGCCAGUUAAGCACUCCCCACGGCCAACUUCACAUCCAAAACCACAAGUGCCUCCAAAGCCAUUACAUCUGCAGAACUCACAGUCAUCCAUUGCCCACCAGUCCCCUAGGCAUAAAGCUUUAUAUCCCACGAAGUCAAGAAUGGAGCAAGUUACUCCUACCUCUUCUUGUGUGUCAAAAGAAAAAAGUAGUAAAGUGUCUGAUCUCAUCAGUCAUUUUGAAGGAGGCAGCUCAUCCAUUACUAGUGAGUUGAAGAAAGAACUCUCUGUUCUAAAUGUUUCUAAAUCUCAAGGAAAGCAUAGAUCAGCAUCAUCACCUCAGCCAAAAUUCCUCACCCAGCAUCCUCUCCAGAAGCAGGGAAAUGGUACGGAUCAUUCUCAGGAUGUACAGAACCGCACAGCCAAUGGAGUAGUAGCACAGGGUCAGUUGGACUGCAGGGACGGCACAUUAUCAAUCCAUGAGGCCAACGGGGCCAUUCAAAAUGACAAUGCUUCGUCUAACAACAGCAUGGUAAAUGGGGAAAGAGAAAGCAACUGUAUGGACUCAUUGCAAAGCACAGCAUCUUGUAAAACACAAAUGAUCAAUAGCUGCUGCCGGACCCCAAGUGUGAAUACAUUUCCAUCUGGAAAAGAAACUGUGGAAAUGAUUACCAAUACAGAUGAUAAGCAGGUUGAGGAGCACAAUAAGCGAGACUCAAGUGUAGAGUCAAAGGAGACAAACGAACAGAAGUGUUACAAGAUUGCUAAUGAGCUUUUGCACACAGAGAGAGCAUAUGUUAGCAGACUUGCUCUCUUGGAUCAGGUGUUUUAUUGUAAACUGAUGGAAGAAACUAACAGGGGGUCAUUUCCUGCUGAAGUUGUUAACAAAAUCUUCUCCAAUAUUUCAUCCAUAAAUCAAUUCCAUAGUCAGUUCUUGCUGCCAGAGCUUGAGAAAAGGAUGCAAGAAUGGGACACAAACCCCAGGAUUAGUGAUAUCCUGCAGAAGUUAGCGCCUUUCCUGAAGAUGUAUGGAGAGUAUGUGAAAAAUUUUGACAAUGCAAUGGAACUGGUGAAAACAUGGACUGAGCGAUCACCUCUCUUCAAAUCCAUUAUUCAAGAUAUUCAGAAACAGAAAGUCUGUGGAAACCUGACCUUGCAGCAUCACAUGCUGGAACCAGUACAACGCAUCCCACGAUACGAGAUGCUUCUGAAGGACUACCUAAGAAAGUUGCCUCAGGACUCUUUAGACUGGAAAGAUGCUGAAAAAUCCCUGGAAAUAAUAUCGACAGCAGCAAGUCACUCAAAUAGUGCCAUACGGAAAAUGGAAAACUUGAAGAAGUUGUUAGAGGUUUAUGAAAUGUUGGGAGAAGAAGAAGAUAUAGUCAACCCUUCAAAUGAACUCAUAAAAGAAGGGCAGAUCCUAAAACUUGCUGCUCGGAAUACAUCUGCCCAAGAAAGAUACCUUUUUUUAUUCAACAAUAUGUUGCUGUACUGUGUCCCCAGAUUUAGCCUAGUUGGAUCUAAGUUUACAGUUCGGACAAGAGUCGGCGUUGAUGGUAUGAAGAUUGUGGAAACGCACAAUGAGGAAUACCCACACACAUUCCAAGUGUCUGGGAAAGAACGGACUUUGGAAUUACAAGCCAGUUCUGAACAAGACAAAGAGGAAUGGAUAAAGGCUCUCCAGAGUACUAUAGAUGCCUUUCAGCAGAGGAAUGAAACAUUCAGAACUGCCAUUGCAAAAGAGUAUGAUGACAUGCCUAUUGAAGUCUCUACUGCUGAACUUGGGAAGAGAGCACCAAGAUGGAUUCGAGACAAUGAAGUCACCAUGUGCAUGAAAUGCAAAGAGCCCUUCAAUGCGCUGACAAGGAGGAGGCAUCACUGCCGAGCAUGUGGGCAUGUGGUUUGCUGGAAAUGUUCUGACUACAAAGCUCAUCUCGAGUAUGAUAGCAAUAAACUGAACAAGGUUUGUAAAGACUGCUACCACAUUAUAACAGGGUGUACAGACAGCGAAGAAAAGAAAAAAAGAGGAAUCUUGGAGAUUGAAUCAGCAGAAGUGUCAGGAAACAGUGUAAUAUGUAGUUUUCUCCAAUAUUUGGAAAAAUCCAAAACCUGGCAAAAGGCUUGGUGUGUUAUUCCUAAACAUGAAGCCCUCGUAUUAUAUAUGUAUGGUGCACCACAGGAUGUGAAAGCUUCUGCUACUAUUCCCUUGUUGGGCUACAUUGUGGAUGACACCCCAAGAAGUGCUGACCUCCCCCACAGUUUCAAAUUGACUCAGUCCAAGUCUGUGCACAGUUUUGCAGCGGACAAUGAGGAACUGAAGCAGAAGUGGCUGAAAGUCAUCCAUUUAGCUGUCAAGGGUGAAACACCAGACUGUCCAAACGAUUUGAGGAUGAAUUUGGAGGAUCAGCACGAAAGCUCUGCAAAACUGGAUUCUGAAACUUGAGACAGCAAAUGGUCUGUAGGAUAUAAAUUCUUUUGCUCCGUGCAAAGUUGGUUUGACACUACUUCUGAAGAGAACAAAAAAGCCAGCCUUCUUAACUCUAUACCAUAUUUCUUAGCACUUUAUGUUGGAAAAGAAAAAGAAAAUGUUCCUCUUAGUGAAAAAAUUCUUAUAUUUAUGUUGUGUCAAUAAAAUUUAUGUACAGAGCCAUUCCCACAUUUUCUUUUUAUUACAUGAAUGUCUUUAUCAAAUCGUUACCAAUAUUACGGUACUACUUACAUUUCCAAUAAAAUUACAUCCUUUGAAAUGAAUGCUGUUAGGAAAAGAAAUUGUGGCUUUCAUAAUUAAUGUCAGUCCUGGUAUAUCUUGGUUGUUUUCUAGUAUUCAUAGCCGUGUGCUUCAAAGUUAGGCCUCCACAUUGCCAAAAUAGAAGUGUAGUGGAAUGUAAAGACAGUUUGGCUUAUUGUAUCUAAAAUUUAGCACUAUUUACACUGUAUAUACAUUCUGUCAGUUAAAAAUAGAACAAUACCCAGAGUGUCUAAAAUGUCAAAUUAGCUAUUUACAAAAACUCAUACUACUUUUCCAUUUUAAAAUACAUUAAACAAUAAGUACAGUAUAUAAUAUUUGCAGGGUAUAUAGCAUUAGAGGGGAAAUGUGCUAUAUUUAAUUCAGAUUUUGACUUCAUUAUGUUAGGGUCAUUCUAGUGGAUUGUAAAAUAAAGCAUGCUUUCUCCUAAAAAAUGAGCAGGGGGUUCUACAUUCCAAGCAACUAGUGACUUGUUUAUAUCUUAUGGUAUCCAUAUUUUUAUACAGUAAUACAGAUCUUUUUAAAAGUUGCAGUGAAUCAAUGGCAUGCAGUGGGUAUCAGUAUGUGAAUUCUAGCUGUAUAAUAAUAAUAAUUUCUGUUCUAAGUCCCGUGCCUGUGACCUUUGGGAGCUGGUGCUACCUUUUUAAAAUUACAAGUGCUUCAGUACUUAACAGCCUGUUCUUAAAUGAUCACUUUCUGAUCAUAACGUUUUGCCUUUAUAGUUGGUCGAGAACACCCAGACCUUAAUCUUCUUGCUCAGUUCAGUCCAUUUGCCUUGAGUCUCAUUGAGAGAAAAGUGGUAUAUAAACAAAUAAUAAUAAUUAUUAUUGUUACUAUUAUCCAAACAUCACUUCAAAUCAUGAUUAAGAGAGGGUGGGUAUAUUUUAUAUGAUGUCUAAAUGCACAAACCAUGGUCUAGUUGCUUUUUUCCCCCAUGUCUGGAGCAACUUGAGAAACUGCAAGUCGCUUCUGGUGUGAGAGAAUUGCAAGGACGUUGCCCAGGGGACGCCUGGAUGUUUUACUAUCCUAUGGGAGGCUUCUCUCAUGUUCCCACAUGGGAAGCUGGAGCUGACAGAUGAAAGUUCACCCCACUCCCCGGAUUAGAAUCGCCGACUUUUCAGUCAGCACAAGGGUUUAACCCAGAGUUUUUCAAACUGUGGGUCCCCAGGUGUUUUGGCCUACAACUCCCAGAAAUCUCAGCCAGUUUACCAGCUGUUAGAAUUUUUGGGAGUUGAAAGCCAAAACAUCUGGGGACCCACAGGUUGAGAACCACUGGCUUAACCUAUUUCGCCACCGGAGCUCCCGUCUAAAUGCAUAAACCAAGGUUUGUGAUCUGCCAUUAAAAACAAUAAAACCAUGUUUUGUGCAUAGACUGACAUGAUCUUUUAAAAGGAUAGAUCAUAUAUAUUUAAGCCAUCUCUCUGCUUGCAUUGGGAAAGUAGAAUACUGAGCUGAAAGGGGGGAAAAAGAUGAAAAUUUGAUUUCCCUGAUUUGGAAGCUGUAAUUGGUUUGAGUCCCAGCUUUGGAUUUGGAUAACUCUUGAUUUGUUGAGAUACCUGAACUGAGUCCUUUGUAACCCCCACAAAUUGUACACAUCUUGCAACAGUUAAUACUACUGUAUUGGCUGUUUCAUGUGAUACGCAGGCAUUAAAAUGGGUUGCAAAUCUGCCACUUCUAUAUUUGCAUGAAUAAAUAUUACAUAAUACAUAAUACUAUGUCAUAUGUGUGAACACUAAUAUUGAGGUAAUUAUUCCUUGCCAAAACCUGAGUGCUUGGAUCUUACUGUAGUCUUCAAAAGCAUUCUUAGAGAAAGAGUCCACCUGAACAUGAGUAAGAACUUCCUCAUUGUGAGAGCUGUUCAGCAGUGGAACUCUCUGCUCUGAAGUGUGGUGGAGGCUCCUUCUUUGGAGGUUUUUAAACAGAGGCUGGAUGGCCAGUUGUCGGGGUGCUUUGAAUGCAAUUUUCCUGCUUCUUGGCAGGGAGUUGGAUUGAAUGGCCUACGAGGGCUCUUCCAACUGUAUGAUUCUUUGAUUCUAGGCUGCAAUCCUGUCUUCAUUUGCCUCGGAGCAACUCUGAUAGGAUUUAUUGGCCCUUACACAGGCUUGUUUUGCUAAUAACGUUAUGUAGUAUUGAGCCAAAAUUGAUCAAGUCAUAGUCGCAGCUUUAUUGUAAUCUAAUAUUUAUUCAAUUUGUGGUGAUAUAUUUGUGCUAACUUAAAACUCAAGGAAACAAUUUUGACAAUUACGAUGGCAAGUAACUGGAAAAAGCAACUGAGGUUUCUUCUGCUGCAUUGCCACCAUUCAUAAAUGUUAAAUGGCAAAAUGACUAUUGAUAGUUCACUUGAAGAUGUAUUUACACAGUCUGCACCCAAUUUUAAAGACCAGUCAUGCUUACUGUAUGAUAUGGGUUUUAUCUUGCUCUCAUUUUUGCUCAGAGCUCUCUUUCCAACUUACAACUGAUAUUUUUGAGUAUUUCCCAAUGCUGUCCAAGGUAUGUGGUGUUCAUAAGCAGUGUGAUAAAGGGGGAAACAGAACCUUCAAGCUAACAUUCAGAUUCAUUCAUUCAUUAAUGGAUAAGUGCCAGUACUGUCACAUAAAUGGAGGAUUAACCUAUUGCAUUUAACCAAAGGCUAUUCUAGAGUCCUGUUCCCACAUUCAGAUGCCUGUGGAAAAGCACAGGUCAGACAACAACAGCCAUCUGCUUAUGUUCCCCAGAACUGAUACUAAGGGCCCUUCCAUACAGCCCUAUAUCCUAGAAUAUCAAGGCAGAAAAUCCCACAUUGUCUGAGUAUACACUCAGACAACCCAGUUCAAAGCAGAUAUUGUGGGAUUUUCUGCCUUGAUAUUCUGGGAUAUAGGGCUGUGUGGAAAGGCCCUGAAAGUUAUACUGUAAUACUAGAGUUAAUCCAUAAUAAAUAGCAGUAAUUGUUGACUUAAUUCUCCAUAAAUUGGUCUAGUUGACUAAAUCAAUCCAAGCUGCCAGCCAUCAUUACAUCUUGUAGGAAUAAAUCCCAAAAUUUGACUAUGCAGCUUGUGUACAAAAGUUACUUCUCUUUAAAAGAAGCUUUCAGCUUCGUCGGGCGGCUCAGGUCAUGACAUUGUGAGAAAAACUCACAAUGUCAUGACCUGAGCCACCCGACCCAUCUUUACUUGCCUUUUUAGAGCCAAACAACCCUAAAAAUGGUAUUAGGAAACAGCCCAGACUCUUAUUAAUGUUCAGGUCUACAAUAUGCAUCUUCAGAUCUUAAUCAUUAUUUCCAGAGGCGCAAUGCUUACAAACCAUACGUGCCAUAAAGCAGCCUUUCCUAGUCUGGUGCUGUUCAGAUGUUUCGGGUAUCAGCCUGUUAACAUGACCAGGGAAUGGGGAAAGAUCAUGCAAGUUAGAGCCCAAAAUGUCUAAAAUGGGAGCAAGUCAAGGUAGGCAGUUGUUGGCACUUCUAAUCUGAUUCCUUUUUUUGUGCGUUAGCUUUUUGUGUUAUUCUAGCCAAAUUCAGCAGUAGUGUAGUGAGGUAAACAAAGCAUCAUUUUUUUAGAUGACAGGUGUGAUCUAAGUGGAAAUCCUUAAGUUUUUCUGAAAUGGUUUGUUAUUAUUACCAAUCUGCAUAUUAUGGAAAGAUAAACUGCAGAGGAUAAGUAAGCUUGUUAAUUGAUUCUUUUCUUUAUGUGUUGAAACUUGAAAUUGAAAGUACAGAGACAUUGUGCCAUCCAAAGCCUUGUGUUCAGAAGAUCUUUCCAGUUGCAUCUCGGAAAAAAGCCCAAUUUUCCUGUUCACAUGUAUGUGCCAGAUCAUUUUCCUAAGUGAAUAACGAAACCCCUGCAUACAAAUGCAGGACUACCUCUGUGCUGAAUGAUCUACCUGAUUUUAAGUUGGCUUCUGUCUUCAGUGUAGUAACGGAAGUCGUUUUGAAUGGGCAUUUUCUUUUUAUUUGCAGGGCUUUCCCCUUCCUUCUAAGUGACUGGCUUUUUAAGUGACUGAUUUGACAUUACAGAUUUACUUUCUGAAGGCAGGGGUUUCUACUACAUAGCAAAUGUAGUCAUAUGUGGCCUAGUUUAUAAAUUGUCUGGUCUGGUUUUUAAAAUUAUAACUUCUGAUCAAACCAUUUGGGGUAGUUGCUAACAACCAAGAGUGUCUUCUCAUAUAAUGCUUUUUCUACAAGUGAAAACCAUUUAACAAUGAUAGUUGAGUGAGGAUGUAAUAUGAUGGUUACAUCUGGCAUCCUGUGAGCAGGCCAACAUACACAUCCCAGUGGUAAUACUUAUUUUGGAGGGUUAUUAAAUAUCUAAAUCUAGCUCAUUGUACAUCUCUGAGGUUGCCUUCAGUGCAAUGUUACCUGUUGACGCUUAACCUCACAUGGAAAGAGAUUCCCCGAAGACUGAGUAAAUAGUUUCUUGUAAAUGGCUGAGCUUCCCAACCCAAAAGCAUUGCUUUACAACAUUUAUUCAGUUCUUUUGAUAUGAAAUAAUAAUAACCUCACAACUAAUGUUUUAUGUGCAUAGUUUGAAACUAUAUUUUCUUUUCUCUGAUUAAAUUAGCUAUUAUACUUGUUCUAUAAGAAAAUCUGGAAGCUGGACAUUUUCAGACAUACAAUAUAUAGUAUCACUUUCCCUUCCUUCCUUUGAGAGUCUUAAGAAGAUAACCUUGUUUGAAAGCAUAUCUGUGCUUAGGCUAUGAGUAGUGAAUAUGAAAGAGUCUCAUGGAUCUCAGUUAUGUUAUAUAUUUCCCAGAAUUGAAUGGUCUCUAUUUUAUCCCCGUGAGAAUAUCGAGUAGGACCAAUAAGUGGAAAUCUGGGGAAGAGGGAAGAUGUCAAGCACAAAGGGUAUUGUCAGAAUUCAUUUUGCCAAUCCCAAAUUGCAGGUGUGGAAUGGAGGGAGGGUGGGAUCAAUCAUUUUUAAAGGCCACUUAUCUUAGCACUUACUACUUAGGAAAGCACGUUCUGUGGCACCAAGCAUUAAUAGCACACAGGUGUAGAAUAAUGUUUCAUGGAAAUCAAUAAGGUCCAAGGUUGGAGUCCUUGAACUCUUAUGUAAAGCACAGCUAAUGGUUACUUGUAAUGAAGAUUGGAAUAAGGAUGUCAUAGUCUAUUUCAUUACCGUGUCCUGACUCUUAAGUCUUUAAAGACAUUUUUUUAAAUUCCCAGAGUACUUGGAGGUUGAGGAGGGGAAACAGUCCUUUAAAUUGAUUUUUCCCCAUACUGGUCAACAUAUGGACAGACCUUUUGCUGUCUGCAUUUUCAUGCCUUACCAUAUUCAAAAUAAAACUUUAUAACUUCAUUAGGAGAUACAGGGUUUUAUAUUUAAAACUUGUCUUUUUGUCUGAGGAAGUUAUUCUUCUUUCUUCUGAUUGUAUGUUUGACUGGAUCAACACUGGAAUUAGCGAACAAUGAAAAUAAUGCUAGAAUCUGCAGGACAAAUUUCCUUAAUGCUGAGGAGAGGCAGUUUUUCUGAACCGAUGCCUUCUGCCAUUGUCUUUUUGCCCAGUAUUUUAUAUUUAAACAGUGUAAAGUUUGUUUGUGUUUCAGGAUGCAAGAAGUUGAUUAAAGGAAAAAAGUUUUUGUUUUCUAAAGUGACUUUGAAAUCCUGUGGUUGUUUUAAGCCAUGAUUAUUUAAGAACAUGUACAACCUUUCUGAGCUUGUCUUUUCAAAUUGAUCUAAAGCAGUGGUUCCCAACUUUUGGGCCUCCAGGUGUUUUGGACCUCAGAUCCCACAGUUCAUAACAGCUGGUAAGCUGGCUGGGAUUUCUUGGAGUUGAAGUCAAAAACACCUGGAGGCCCAAAGGUUGGGAACCACUGAUGUAAAGGUUUGGAAAGCUGAAUGAAAAUGUAAGCAGAAGGCCUAUAUUUGUCAUUUGAUAUGAGGGUGGCCAUUCGGUUUUUGUGUGAAAUGAAUUUGGAUAUUUGAAUAUUGAGUUUGUAUUGUUUUUGUGAAAUUUCCUCAAGGUCCGUUUUUUAAAAAUGUUUUGCAGUUUUGAUAUUGCAGGCUUUUCAGCUGAAUAUUCAUUGUAAAUAUGUUUAAAUGGUGUAUAUGAAAUACUAAUUCAGUGUCAAUCAUGAUCCACAACUGGGAGCCACUAUGAGAAAUACACAUUCCUCAUAAUUGUUGUCAAGCAUGUUGCUUACCUUGGCAUAUGUGUGGGUAAUCCAUGUUUUAAUCAAGCAUUUUGUGGGUAUGGAUAUAACUGCAGGUAAUAGAAGUGUGAAUCAAUCCAGCUCAGAUGGGGUUGAUCAAGCCCAUUUCAAAAUGCAUUUUCAGAUGCCAGGUGAAGAAAAAUCCUUGUUAAAAUUAACUGCAGUUAAGGAUACUUUCACAGAAAAUUUAACAUAAGAUAAGGGAAAGGAAUGAUAUGGAGCAAAUUUUGAAUUGCUGAGCAAAUCUCAACUUUGGAAAGAGUAAUUAGCUAUUCUGCACUUAUUAACUCAUAAAGUUUCAAUUACAUGAACCCAAUAACCACUUGAGUGCCAACACAUCACUACCUGCAUUCUGGCAUAGAUAUACCAUGCCAAUACAGCAUGAUGUUGUUUAUUUUGGAGUUCAGAACUCACAACAUAUUACUUGUUGGAAUACAAAUUUUGAAUAAUUAUGUUGAACCAAAGCACCCGACCUUUGAACAUUCAAAUCGCCAAUAUAUUGCAAUGUGUAUCUUUGCAAGGUGUAUCAAAUGUAAACAUUGAUCUGACCAUUAUCUAUAAAUGUUUACGUCAUAGUUUUUAGCGUAUUACAAAGCAAAAUAGCAUAUGAAUGCAUCAUGUUCUUUGCUUCAUGUUCUACAUAUUUGGAUUUCUCACAAUUAGAUACAAGUUGGUUUCACAGUUGAGAACAAUUAGAGAAUGGCUGACUUACUUCUUUUAACCUUUUAAAGUCCUAGGCAGAAUCUACAACUAACUAUCAGAUUAAAUUGGCAUAAUUCUGCAGGAAAAAAAAAUGUGGUAUUAUCUUUCUGAAGUUAAGUAAAUGCAAAACUCUGUGCUUUUUAUGGAAGAAAUAGCUUUAUGCCAGGCCAGUUUGGGAGAGAGUCAAUGAAUGAAAUGCACAAGUAUUUGAUUAAGCACAGGGGUAUGACAAGGUGUAGUACUGUUUUUGUACGAUUCCAUUGUUGUUGCAUGUAAAUAGCUUGGGUGAAGUAAGGGGUCUGUAGCACAAUUGCAUUUGAAUAGCUUUGGUGUGGCUGAGUUCUUUUCCCUAAAGCACAGACUGAUCCCCCAAAAUGUAGUUCUGUUUUCUGAUUUCUGUGUCACUCAUUGCAUUGAGUGUUUCCCUGAUCAGUGUUUUUUUUUUCUGUUUGUGAUGACAAAGAAUUAACUGUGGCAUUUUGUUUUUAGGGCUAAAGCAAAGUUGAUCUGAUAAAUGUUCCAAAAUAAAUAAUUGCUCUUACCUGUAAAUGGCUUUCUUCCUGUCAAGGAAAAAAGGCAAUGCUUUGUUCAGUUGUAUAUUCCAAAUGACUAAAGAAAAGUGUAUUCCUAAGUAGAUUUGUGUUUACAAACAGAGAAGUCCUGAUUUUCACAUUAUUGACAGAUAAAUCACACUGAACUGAAGGGAAGCUAGUUCUGCUGAUUCAAGAGGCAGUUUUGCACAAUGCUGGUUGGCUGCUGCCUUCAACUUCAUGAAGCCACCUUCAUCCUCUACCCAGAAAUGUCAUGCAACGUUUUCAAAAAAUAUUCUGUUGUUGGUUUUGAUUUUGUUUCAAAAGUUUGCCUGAAGAACAAGUGACAGUGGCACUUUAAGCGGAUUUGUUAACAUGCACAUCCUGUUUAAAGCAGCCACUAUGCAGGUGAUUAGAUAAUAUUAAAAUUCUUUCUUCGUAGGCGAUUCCUUGUAGCCCGAGGAUGAUGGUCCUCCAAGUCUAGUGUCUUGGCAGUGGGCCCGUAGGUGGCUGUGGAGCCCUAUUCUUGAUCCUAUUCUUGAUUCGCAGUGAGGACAUUGGUUUCCAGGUGGAAAGCGGUCCUGGUCAGGGUUGGUUUGACGUGCCUUACUCUUGACCCGUUUCUCUCUUUUGCCCUCCAUUUGUGCCUCUUUGACUUCUGCAGCACUGCUGGUCAGAGCUGACAUCCAGUUAGAGCACUCAGGGGCCAGGGAUUCCAAGUUCUUGGUGUCUAUGCCACAAUUUUUAAGGUUGGCUUUAAGCCAAUCCUUAAAUCUCUUUUCCACCAACAUUACAUUUCCCAUUCUUGAGCUGGGAGUAUAGUAACUGCUUUGGAAGACUAUGAUCAGGCAUUUGGGCAAUAUGGCCAGCCCAGUGGAGUUGAUGGCAUAGGAGUAUCGCUUCAAUGCUGGUGGUCUUUUCUUCUUCCAGUACACUGACAUUUGUCCGCCUGUCUUUUCAAGAGAUUUGCAGGAUUUUUCGGAGCCAGCACUGAUGGAAUCAUUCCAGGAGUUGAGUGUGACAUCUGUAAACAGUCUACAUUUCACAGGCAUAUAGCAGGGGUGGGAAGACAAUGGCUUUAUAAACAAGCACCUUGGCAUCCCUACAGAUAUCCUGGUCCUCAAAAGUAACUGUCUUACAUGUGCAAAGAGAUACCUGUGUGCGCUACUGCCUUGUCCAAUGAACUCAUCAGAGAAUUUGUCAUGCGUAGGAACUUUAGAUAUGCAUGUACCACACAAGAACUUUGUGUGUAAAUAACACUUAUUAUUCUCAAAGAAAGCAUCUCAUCUGAUAAAAUAUAAAACACAAACUCCAUGCACCUGUAGAACACCAGGUCCUUAUUUAGAACAGAAUUAGGGAGCCUUUGGUCUUGGACUCCUAGAAACCCCAGACCACAUGGCUAAUGCUAAAGUUUUAUGGGAACGGUAAUCAAUGCAUCUGUAGGGCUACAAGUUUCCUACCCAUACUUUUGAAAAUGUUUUGUUGAUUUUAGCACAUGUUGUGGAUCAGUAGAAGUAUAUUUAAUAUUUGCAUGUACCAGCUUCUACUCCACAAUAUAUAAAUUAGCAGCAUGCAUUGUGUAUGGUGUACAAACGCAUGUCACUUAGCUAGAACUUCCUUCUUAGGUCAUUUUUCUGCAAAGUACACAUUUUAGCCACUUCUACAUCUCUGUUUAAUAAAUAUUGAUUGUGCACUUGGUAGUGCCAUCUUUAAACCUUUCCCAUCUGAAGCCUAAAAUCAUUUUGGGCAGAGCCUUAAUCAUACAAGAACCGAUGCACGUGAGAUAAAUAUAGCUGUUAGGAUAAAAUGUGCCCAUUCUGGAAUGCACUAAUCAGAAGCUACGUUUCAUUUUGAGUCCUAAGAUGUGCCCUGCUGCAUGAUUAUUACUAAUUUUCUGAAGUAGUCCUGUUUGGGGUGAAAUGUAGGGUCCUAUUCAACCUCUGGUGACUGUAGUGCUAUAUGGGUGUCAUUAUUAGUGAAACUGGUGUACUAAUUUCUGGUACCUGAUACUGAUUAGUAAGGGGCCCUUGUAUAUAGUCAUUAAAGGGAAACAUACAAAUGCCAAUUUUGCAACUAGUUUUGCAGUGCCCCCUUUUUCUUAGCGAGAAUAGAUUUGGGUUUUCCCCUGUAAAUCUUUGUGGGUUUCAGACUUAGUUAAUUAGAAGUGACUGGGAUUUACUCUGAUCAUGGCUAAUAAAUCUUAUCCAUUGGGUAUAUUGCUAAAUCUAGAUUCAACCCAUCUAUAACCAGCAUUACCUCCAGUGCUAAACAGCUAUGUUUAAAAGCUGCAAAGUCUUAGAAAUGUAUCUGCAGUUUAUUAUCACUGAAGAACAUGAAGAGAAUCUAUAAAAUUACUUUCUUGCCUUUGUGCAUGUGAGCAACCUUGGCAAAACUAAUUAGGAUAAAAGAUAAUCAGUAGUGGACCCAGGCAAUGAAUCCAUGGAUUAUUUUUACCUGGUGGAGUAUGUCACCCCAGUUUACGAGGAAUUACAAAGAGAAGACUUGCCCAUUCAUUUUGCUUGUUGUUGCUAUUGUGGUUUUUCUUUUGGUAGAGCAACGUGGUAAGGCAGACUAAAAAUUCUCAUAGUACAAGACAUUUUUUGUGAGAUCUCUAACUUGAGCUACAUAAUUUUUGACAUCUUAGUUUAUAGCAAACAGAAAAGUAUAGAAUUUUAAAAUCUGCAUCGAUGAACAGUAUUUUAUAUUCAGAAGUUAAUUGUAAUCCAUGUGUAAUAAAGUUAGAAGUGUCCACUGUAUAUAUUAUUCACUAAAGGGAAGCCUGCAUGCGCCACGGUUGUGGCUCUUUCUCAGUGCAUUCCUGAGUGGAUCUUCCUCCCCUCCUUGUUCAAAGUGAAGAUUUUUAUUUUUCCCAUUACAUUGUUGAAGUAGAAUAUUUAUUUUUAUAGAAUCUUUUUUUGGUCAAGUUAUGUAAUGCCAGUCAUUUUCAGUGUAGAGUUAAUCAUUGCAGAUGUAUAACGUAUUUGUGAUCAGUUAAAUCAAAACACUUCAGCAGAAUAAUAAUAAUUUUAUUUUCUCUCUUCUUGAGCAAAUGCUUUAUGCCGUUAAGAGUUCUAUAUGUAAAAUAUAUAGAUCUUUGCCUGUUUGCCUUCCUUAUCUCAAGAAACUGAAACAGUGUGAGAGAGAUUAUAAACAGGGCACAGGAGUAAAUCACCAAAAAUGAUUCACUGGUCUCUACUCCAAAGGCACAUUGGCCUGUAUGGUGCCACAGCUGAAAAGAGACAAGAUGAUAUAUUGUGAAUCAGUGGAAGUGAGGAAAACCCUACUUAUUAGUGUCAGAACAGCACACAAUAUGUUACUGUUCCAUUUGAUAAGGGAUGGGUUUUUUGGAAGUUCAGAAACGUUAACGUUCUUUUUGAGGGUGAGUUCUCUUGGGGCUUUACCAUAAAUAGAUUGCAAAGUGUUAAAAAGGAAAGAUUGUGAAAGUGGUUAAAUUUGUCCAUUUGUUAUGAUGUAUAUGAAUGUAAAAUACCUGCAGAUAUUUGUAUAUAUUUCUGUAACAUAUGUAUAUAUUUGGUCCAUAAAGAUGAGAGCUGGAAUAAUGUAAAAAUAUGCACUUUACUUCUCGUUGAAAACUUUAACAAUUUGUAUCCUGUAAAAUAAAAGCAUCAUUAAAUCAGAAAA
Molecule: messenger RNA, 14053 nt
Organism: Anolis sagrei ordinatus
Lineage: Eukaryota; Metazoa; Chordata; Lepidosauria; Squamata; Anolidae
Gene: FGD4
Product: FYVE, RhoGEF and PH domain containing 4
Biological process (GO): filopodium assembly; cytoskeleton organization
Cellular component (GO): cytoplasm
Molecular function (GO): guanyl-nucleotide exchange factor activity; zinc ion binding
Source: RefSeq, a predicted model, not a curated record